Messenger RNA from Neospora caninum, 2598 nucleotides. RefSeq lists its product as hypothetical. The record is from RefSeq and is a predicted model, not a curated record. Bases 1 to 2598 code for a protein of 865 amino acids. The transcript is spliced from 5 exons. Lineage: Eukaryota; Apicomplexa; Conoidasida; Eucoccidiorida; Sarcocystidae.
AUGUGUGCAGGUCAACACACGAGAGCCAGGUCUCUGGAGAAACACAGAGACAGGCUGUUUGACGUCGGCGCCUCUGGUCAACCCAUUACGUACCAAGAAGUCGCCGAGCAUGCCAGGACAAUCUCUGAAGCCUUGCAGGCUGCUGCGGCAUAUUUACACGUGACGGUGACGCCGCCGGCACUUCGAGGACAAGGUGCAAAAGGCGGUCCCAGGCACAUCUCCACUCCCUCCGAGGACUGUGCCGGCGCUGCGAGCGUCUUGGAGUGUCACGAAAAGCCUCUCAACCGAGCAACGAUCGGGUUAAUCGUGCCACCCAACAACGUGGCGAUUCUUGCCCAUCUGCUUGGGGUAUGGCAAUGCGGAGGCGUGGGGAUACUCCUUCCAUUCCCAGAUCCAGAAAGUUUACCAUUUGUGGCAGACAGCACAGCUGCUGCUACAGCUAGUGCAGCUAACGCUGCCGUAUUGUUCGGGAAAGGAGGAAAGACGCUUCACACGUACAGACCUGAUGCCCUAGUCCAAGGAAAUACUGGCCCGAGUGUUUACGGCAAAACCAUCAACCCAAACAGUCUUCCAUACUCAGCCUCGCAGAACGGUGCGCAUAACAGGAAUAAUUUAGAGAGAUGUGCUCAACUGUGGGAAUACCAGGCAGCGGAGAGUCAAUGCCGUCUCCUCGUCGUGGCACCGGAAGUUGCCCCGGUAGCUGGGGAAGUUGCUGCCAAGCUGUCGGUUCCAAUAUGCGUCCUUAGGACAUGCGUAGGGCGAGCUUACGACGACGCGAACGAUGCGGAAGGACCGCGGGAGGCUGAAGCUAAUUCUCAGGAACGCGGCUUGUGGCCAGUGAGGGGAAGGAAGAAAUUGGAGGCAAAGGCAUAUGUCCCUGAAGUCCUUCACGACUCGAGCCGAGCGAGCAACAACAUCGCACGGUGGCGACUCCUGGAGAGCACGGCGCACCAACGCACGGACAGUGCUGCCACUCCUUCCAAGACAAACGAAGAAAGCUUCACUGAGGUGGAUGCCCCUGCCACUCACUUCUUUCAAGGUUCAGCCGCCCAUGCUCCAAGAGCGGUUGUGUACUCCCACAAGGCUUUGUCCGACCAGGUUGUCAGGAACAGAGAGCUCCUUCAUUUAACUGCCGACGACCACGUCGUUAUCCUCCACCUCCCGUCAUCCGGACCCCCCCGUAAUGGCGCGGACAGCUCGGGCAGCAUGCGGAUGCUGUGCACUCCAAAGGGACUUGUUGCUGUCGCCCUGCCAGCUGUGGCGGCUGGCAGCGCUCUCUCCUUGCUUGCCUCUUCAGACAAGCUUCAGGACAGUUUUCUGCCUUUGCCGUUACAGCUGCAAGCACUGCAAGACCGAUUGCCGGAGGGUGAAAAGCUCCCUCCUCAGCCUGAGCAGCGUCAAGCCGUGCUGCCGAUAGGAUACGAUUCCACGGAAAAAGCUUCUACGCGCACGACGGCCCGGGGUCCUUGGCAUGUCAGUGAGAGGCAAGAAGGUUCGAAAGUCGAUGCCACUUGCGCAGACCCGAACGCACUAGAGGCCAACGCGUUACAGAUGUGGGAAAGAAUCGCUUGUUUGCACGAGAAGGGGCGUAACACCACCCGUUGCCGGAACCGCCAGGAUUCGAAGUGCGAAAAAGCACCGCUGGAUGCGUCGCGACAAGCCACCGUUCUCGCUAUGGAUGCUGCGACAGCGGCUACUAUGCUGAAAGUUUUUGAGACGGAGCGCCGAGGAGCAAGGAGUGAACGGGCGCACACCGCGGGAGUCAGCCACGCUUCCAGGUUUUCCACUGUCACGUCUAGAGAUCUUGCACGCUACAGAGCAGCGGCAAAGACGCUCCGGUUGAUAUGCAUAUGCACGGAUGAGGGAGAUCUAGGCGCUUCGUUCAGUAAUCGAUGGUCUUCAUGCAACCAGGGCGGAGUCAUUCGGAUCCAGCCUCUGCUCCGACGCUGGCAAGCUGUUGCUGGUCCAGACAGCAAAAUCCUUCACCUCUGCUCACUAACGGAGACGGGAUUGUUGAUGGUCGGUGGGCCGCUCUCGAAGGACAACCCGAGAUCCAGCGAGCGCGGAGAAAAAGCAGACUUCGGAGAGGUUUUGCAUGAUCAGCUAUCUCCGAACUGUAGGGAUUCCAACGCAGACAGUCUUGAGGCGACCGACUGGAUGGAGCGCGAGGAUUUUACCGGAUAUAUUGCACCUGGCGUCCAAGUGGAGAUCGACGAUGAAACGGACCAGCUACGAGUGCGGAGCGGCCAUAUGGCUACGGGCUUUCAUGGUAGGCCGCGGUCAACUCAAGAGUCGUUUGACUCUGGUGGCUUAUUCCGAUCGUCGUUUGGCGGAUCUCUGGUAACCAACCGCCCAGAAGACGCGGGCGACGGCUACGGUGAAAGAGGCUCGGCAGAGCAGCGUGUAGAGUUGUUCAAGUGCGUGUAUAGCGCAGCCGUGCCCCGAGUGCCUUUGCUGCAUCGCCUCAUUGCCAGCUUCAAGAACAGUCCGAAGAUGGAAAGUCACAUUGAGGGCUACAUAAAAAAGAAACCCAUCGCAGGAAGAGACUGGAACAAUUUGCAUGCACCACGAAAACACUGGAAGAAAAUGUUCUUGUGA